CAUCAACCAUUAGAUAUAAACGUGAAGGAAAAACAGCGAGCCUCGAACUGCGUCCAUUUACUAUGGAUUCGUUGCGAUUACAUCCCGUUUUCCACAUCUGCGUCUGGUUACCAGCCGUAUUGGCGCAGGUGGAGCCGCCAACCAACGUGACCCUGCAAUGCCACAAUAUGCACAACGUCCUGGAGUGGAGUUACAACCAACCGUCGCCAGAGCUCAGAUUCAGAGUGACAGCUCAUCCAUAUUAUGGGUUAACUACAAACAGUAGUACUCAUGAGCAAUGGCUGCAUCCGACAGCUCUACAGUCUGAUGUGUCAGUUCUCUCUGAUCCAGACAAUUCGUAUCUCAUUUACGUAACUGCUGUGAUUGGUCAGAAUGAGUCUGAGUCCGCCCCUCCUGAUGGAAUCACUUUCAGCUAUUUCAAGGAUUCGCCUGCAUCUCAGAAAUGUUCUUUGGACCUCCCAUCAGUUGAAGUCACUCCCCAAAAAGACGGGUAUUUGCUGUUCAGCUUCAUGCAUCCCUGGAAAAUGUACGGCAAGAAGCUGCCUCACAGUUUAAAGUCCUUAUUCAGAAAGGAGAAAAGCUCUUAUACGGACAACAACAAAGAGCUACCUGAAUUUAAAUACAGCGUUGUGGUCGGCAGCCAGAAGCAGCCGCAACAUGACUUCAGAUGUGUGACGAGUCCGUGUGAGGAGAAGCUUCCAAUGGAGGAUAUAGGGGUGGAAAACUGUCUGAAAAUCACGGGAGAGGUGAAGAAGAUGGCUGUUAAAUCCACACAAUUGUACUGCACCGCGCCAUUACCAGUAAAGAAAACUGACGACAACAAUUACAUCAUCUACAUCGUGAUCAGCGUGUUGGUCGUGAGUGUGGUGGCUUUUAUCCUCUUCUUGGUGUACCAAAAGAAGACCAAACCCUCAAGUGCCAUACCAAAAUCUAUAUCAAUCAGCAGAAACAUUCCGGAAAAAGUGGCAACGGUUAAAGAGCAGAUCAGUGUGGCGAAAGUGGAGCCUUCCUCACCCACACCUCUACUGUCCUACCCAGAAGAGAAUGAGUUCACACGUGCUGGUACUUCCUUUGAGCCUGACCUCCGUCUGCGCAUCGGGAUAUACAAGGACGAAGAUGUGUGCGAUCAGGGAGGUAGGCAGCCGAAUGACGAAGGACAUGGGUACAUGAAAGGCAGCGACAUGGAUGAAGAUGGUACAUCACUCUCCGGUGGGGUCCCCUCUGGUUACGAGAAACGUCAGGUGUUGGUUGAGCUAGGGCGAGAUGAACUGGCUGAGGGCUACCGUGUCUGAAAGCGGAAUUGGUAACUACUGAACGUUGGGGCACUAUGAAUGAUGGGUCAAAUGGAGCACCCCCCUGUAUUCUGCAAUUAUAUGCCAUUUCGGCUGCGUGAUGUUGUAAGUGUUAGAAAAAGUUGGAUCUUAACUGCGACUUGCAGGGGAGCUGUUUUUUACAAGUUCCAGGUGGUUCGGUCCGUGCUGUUUCCUUAUCAAUGCCAAGUAAAAGGUCAACCGGGAACUUUCUGACUGUUACUGUGAAUAGGCUAAAUGCGGCACAACAAGAAGUCUUGCAGUAGUAAGACAAAAAAGGCACAUAGUAAUGACAAAUACCAAAUCAGAACAGAUAAAAACAAGCUCAUUUGAUCCAUCACCAGACUGUUAGCAGCAGAGUAAUGUUGUGCAUCUGUUAAUUACUUCAUCUCUGAUAUUUGUGUUUCAAUUCUCACAGUCUAUGAACCCUUCUGCUGCACUAACAAACUGUGCCUGCUGGGCAGUGGUAGUAGGUGAGAAAGCAUCUUAUUCAUAAUAAAUGGGAAUUAGAUGCAUGAUGCAUUAACAUUGUAUUCAUAUAGCAAACCCUCAAAGGGACUUAAAAAAAGCCCAUCUUACUUGUGUGAAUAAGAGCUGACAUAUUUCACAUGAGACAUGAGUAGGUGUUCAUUCUAAGCUCCAGCAUGUGGUGUGUUGCGGUAACUGCUAUUCAGUAAGUCAGUCAUCUUUCAUGGGAUUAUAAGCAGCGUAACCAAACAAAAUGGCAGUAGAGCAUUUUUCACUGCAGCAAAUCAGUAAACUAGCUUCCCUCUACACUGGCAUUGUUGAGAAAACUUUUCCCUCCAUCACUUUGCGCAGGAUGUAGUGGCCAGGAUUUUACUUUUGCAACAGAACCACAGUAUGACUAAAAGAAGCAACACGUCCGUCAUUGGUUACCUGCUAAAUGAUUGUUGGAUCUUCAAUCUUGACUUUAAAACGCAGACUGGCCUUCAUGGAUCUGUGUCACAUUUUAGAUCCUUUUAACAUCUGUGCUGGUCAGCUCCUUCAAUUCCGCAGAAGCGCACAUCACUGGUCGUUUUGUAGUGUUGUGUAGACAAGUUUUGUUUAUGCUUUGACAAUGAAAACAAAGGUCAUAGAUCAUUACUUUAAAUUUCUAAAUCACUGCCUGCUGCCCGACCCCGGGACGAUUUUAUUCUCUCUGCAUGGCAGAAUAAACAAAAUGAAGAAACCAAAUGAAGAGAGAGAGCGAAAAAGAAAGAAAGAAGUUGUUGCACUAUAUUAGUCAGUUUUGUCACUUUCACACUGUCAUAAAGUGAACAAGCUGUCCGAGCACUUUCACAUUAUGUGCCUUUUGUCAUGAGAAACUCCAAGUCAAAGAGUGAUGCAUUUGUUCUCCCCGCAAGUGAGACCCUGUAAAUUGCACCCAUUUCCUCCUGUGGAAUCGAGAUGAGAUGGAGGUAGUGAAGGGUUUGGUGGGGUAAACUGUAGGUCAGGGAGAUUAUUGAAUAGUAACAGAAACAUGUUGUGAUUGGAAAAACAAGGGGACUGAUAACUGGAUUUGUAUUUAAGUGAUGGCUCAUUGAUUUACUCGACAAAGUGAGAAACUUCACUGAAAUGAAUCCUACACAAGGACUCACAGGGGAUGAGUCCAAAACAACAUCUAGAUACUGUUUCACAAAAAUCAAUCUAUCACACAGUAACGUGUUCACAUCUGUUGCAUGCAUUACCGUAUUUGCCAGUUACUGAGCUGAGUAGUCAAAAUAUUGUAUUCACUGUGGUAUAGUGUAUCUUCAAAAAGUCAUGUCUACUUUCUUCUGUUUUCUCUUGCACAUGAUUCAGAGGCUUUGUUAGAGCACUUUUAACUUCCCCGAUGUGACAUUUUUUCUGAAUGAAAUGAAAUGAAACGUACGAGCAGGUUAUGGUCACAGGAGGAAUUUGGUCAAGUCCGCGACAACAGAUUUGAUUGGAUUCCCAAUGCAGGGCUGUACAGGAUUGUUCUCCUCCUGAACUGAAGGAGGAGAAAUGGAGGUAGAAACGAAUAAGUUAUUCUUAUUCUUAAACAAUUUUUUUGCCACCUAAAAUCCAGACUUGCAGUAUGUGUCAAAAAGAACUCAAAAUUGUUAUUAUUUUUAAUUUUACAUUUCUUUUGCAUAUAAUAAGAGAUAAUCGAACAGUUAACACAGGGACAUUGAACUCGGAACAUUUGGUUUUUUUUAUUUAAUUGCUAAUAAUUGUCAUGAAAUGAGUGGUUAUCUUGCACUGGAGGACAAGGUGAUGUGAUAUGUUAUGGUGUAACACAACUGUUCCACGUCUGUUACACUGCCUUAUGAUUGUGUUUUACAGCCAGUUUUUGAGUUGAAUACAGUGUGUGUGUGUGUGUGUGUGUGUGUGUGUGUGUGUGUGUGUGUGUGUGUGUGUGUGUGUGUGUGUGUGUGUGUGUGUUUGUGUGUGUAUAUAUAUUAUAUAUAUAUAUUUUUUUUGUAAUUGAAUCUUGAUGAGUUUCCUGCCUCAGUGUCUACAUGAUGAUCUUCAUGGCUCUAUCCAUAAACUGUUGGUCUUUAUUUUGGCUGGAAACUGCUCUUUUGUGUUUUUUUUUUUUUUUGUUUGUUUUUUCUAAAGUCAUUUUUUAGCAUUACAUCAUUUCA
This is a messenger RNA of Xiphias gladius (swordfish), 3916 nucleotides long. RefSeq names its product interferon gamma receptor 1-like (gene ifngr1l). The transcript has 7 exons. The coding region runs from base 63 to 1292 and encodes 409 amino acids. NCBI's taxonomy places the organism in Eukaryota, Metazoa, Chordata, Actinopteri, Istiophoriformes, Xiphiidae. Gene Ontology annotation, molecular function: protein binding. The record is from RefSeq and is a predicted model, not a curated record.